This is a messenger RNA of Haliotis rubra (blacklip abalone), 735 nucleotides long. RefSeq names its product tigger transposable element-derived protein 6-like. The transcript has 2 exons. Gene Ontology annotation, cellular component: nucleus. Lineage: Eukaryota; Metazoa; Mollusca; Gastropoda; Lepetellida; Haliotidae. The coding region runs from base 1 to 735 and encodes 244 amino acids. Gene Ontology annotation, molecular function: DNA binding. The record is from RefSeq and is a predicted model, not a curated record.
AUGGAAUUGGGCUCAAAAUUAGGAAUCAAUGAUUUUGGUUAUUCUCGCGGUUGGCUUUACCGCUUCAAAUCUCGUCAUCAAAUUAAGAAACAAAAUUAUCAGGGGGAAGCUGCCAGUGCAGAUAAGAAUGCAGUAGUUAAAGGUAGAGAAGAAUUGAAAUCAGUCUUGAAAAAUUACGACGAAGACGACAUCUUCAAUCUUGACGAGACCGGCUUGUUUUAUAAGCUCGGACCCAAUCACACACUUGCUUCUAAGAAAACACCUGGUGUGAAGAAGUCGAAAGAAAGAGUGACAGUUGCAUUAUGCUGCAAUGCAACAGGUACCAUCAAAGUGAAACCCUUCAUGAUAGGGAAAUUUCGACGACCACACUGUUUUGGGAAAGACUUCAAUCCAGAAAUCUAUGCUCGGUACCGUUUCAACAAGAAGGCGUGGAUGACCUCUGACAUGUUCUGUGAUUGGCUGAGAACUUUUGAUAGACAGUAUGUUUCCUGUCAGACGAUCAAGAACUGUUUCAAGCAUGUCGAAAUUCUGCCAAGUCAAGAAUCCCAGAUUGGUGAAACUGAUGAUUUCGAAGAUGAUAUCGUGCUUGCCGACUUGAAAAAGCUACUUCAACGCCUCCCGUCUGAUGAUGAAAACAUGUCGCCUGAUGAUUUCAUCGAUGCCGAUGCCAACGAAGAAACUUGUGAUUCGCUGACUUCAGAGAACAUCAUAGAGAUAGGUGACAGCUGCAGAUGA